Messenger RNA from Caretta caretta (loggerhead turtle), 4632 nucleotides. NCBI's taxonomy places the organism in Eukaryota, Metazoa, Chordata, Testudines, Cheloniidae. The record is from RefSeq and is a predicted model, not a curated record.
AUGAGCUUGCAGAUGACUCCCCAGAAUGCCUUGCUUUCAAACUCAGCGCAGAUAGGAAUUUUGGCUUCCAUACUUCUCCUCAUUAUUUGCUGGCUCAUCCGAGACAGUCUUAAAGUGAAAGACCUGAAUGGAAAGCACGUCUUCAUAACUGGAUGUGACAGUGGAUUUGGAAACUUGCUGGCUAAACAGCUUGACCGAAGGGGAUUCCAUGUCAUUGCUGCGUGUCUAACAGAAAAUGGAAGCCGAGAACUACUAGCCUGCACAUCCAUCUCACUGAAGACUGUGAUACUAAACUUAACUGACUCCAGCAGCAUUGACAAUGCAGUGGAGUUUGUGAAACAAGAGACAGAUGGGGAGGGCCUCUUUGGUUUGGUAAAUAAUGCUGGAAGAGCAACGCCGAUGGCGCCUACCGACUGGAUGCAGAUAGAUGAUUUCCACACAAUUAUGGAUGUUAAUCUGAUGGGGUUGAUUGAAAUCACCCUGAAGCUUCUCCCGCUUUUGAAGAAGGCUAAAGGAAGAGUAGUCAACAUUGCCAGUGUUUUGGGUCGCUUGGCGUUUUUAGGUGGUGGCUACUGUUUGUCAAAGUGGGGCGUGGAAGCUUUCUCGGACAUUUUACGGAGAGACAUGCAGCAUUUUGGAGUGAAGGUGAGCAUAAUUGAGCCGGGAUGCUUUAAGACUGCAGUAACUAACUCAGAGGUCAUUGAGAGAGACCUACUAAGACUUUGGAACCAACUAACUCCUGAGGUCAGAGAAUCCUAUGGAGAUAAAUACUUUGUUGAGUAUGUCAGAGCUCAAAGAUUUUCAAUGAAAAGAUUGUGCGACUCUGAUAUUUCUAAAGUCAUAAAAUGCAUGGAGCAUGCCUUGAUAGUAAAAUACCCCAGGACACGCUAUGGAUCUGGAUGGGAUGCAAAGUUCUUUUGGCUGCCCCUCUCCUAUGCACCAACCCUUCUAUCUGAUAUGAUGUUGCGUAUGCUGCUUCCAACUCCAACAGCCAGUAGGAAAUCAGUAUCCUGUGUUCCACUUGAUGUUUAAUAUUUAAUACUCUAGGAUCAAGGCUAAAGUGGUGACUGUUAUUCUUUUCAAAAUCAGCUGUUCUCUUUCCUACCUAUAACUAUCUGACUGAUUUAAUUCUCUUCAGAAAGCACUUUGAUUUUUAUUGAGUUUCAGUCUGGAGAAAGUUUUUUGUUAUAUUCAUCAGAGAUAUAUUUGCAGUAUAACAUUCACCUGCAGAGCUGGUCAAAUAGUAUUUAUCAGAUAACACGUUUGGUGACUUUGGACCUUUUAUUUCCCGAAUCAGUCCUGCUAUAUGCAAAUCUAUUCUGCUCUUAAAGUCCAAACGUCAGCCUAUGAAUUAUAUGAUGUUGGUAUGCAAAGUGCAACAUUGUUAAUCCAUAUAUUCUAGUGGGUAGAAUAUACAUGUUCUUUAAGAACACAUUUACUCAAGAAUUGAUACAUCUAUUCAUGUUGAAUAUGGGUAUUUGACUGAAUCAUGCCACUGAAUUUAACAAAGCUGUGAACCUAAAGGCUUAAACUUGAUCAAAUCAAAGUAAACCCCUAGCGUUUAGUUCCAGUGCUCAACUACAUCUAUGUGCCUAUUUACCAUUCAAUAGGCAGCUACUAUAGAGGAGAUAAUACACAGGUUAUUUCAACAAUAUGUAAUAUAAGUGACAAGCAAUCAAAGACAAUUGUUAUCCAUUACCACAAUAUUUAUACAUUACCCUGAUUCCUAAUUUUAGUGUGGUUUUAUCUGAAAGAGAAUACAUACGUACAUGAUGCCUUUUAUCCUGAGGGAUCCCAGGGGGUUUUACAUUUCACCCAAUGCUAAUGUCUGAUGUGAAGCAGAUCAUUUUGUUUAUGGUGUCGUCGAUUAAUAUUACUAUAUGCAAUGCACUAAGCAUAGUAAAAUACGACUUGAGGUUAUAAUGCCUCUUGAGAUUAUAAUGCUAAGUGCACUAUAGGUUUUUUCCCUGAUAAGCCGCUGGUCAGUAGCUGACAUGAUGGUGUGCAUGGUGGUUUGAAAACUGAUAGGGUAAAGGUUUUGUUUACUAGAGUUUUGAGUUGCUGAUUAAUGAUUGAUAUCCAGGUCAAUUAAGUUUACAGAAAUAUCAUAGCAAGUCAGAUUCUACGCUCUACCAAAUGUCUUCAGAGAAAGCAAAUUCAUUUUACCUCAUUUGACGAUAAACACACAUUAAUACAUAUUUUUCCCUGUCUGGUCCAAUGGCCUGAAAGAUCCUCCAUCUGAGAGAAACUAAUGUUAUUUAUCGCCCUAACACUGGCAGAUUACAAAGAGAGAUUGCAAGCUCAUAGAAAACAGACCAUCUUUCAAACAUCAAUCUAGUGUUCAGAAAGGCAACAAGGGAUAGGGAUCGUAAAGCGAAGGAAAUCAGAGAAUAAAGCUGUGAAGAAAAGCCUUAAAGCCUCUGCUGGACUGAGUACCAUAGCUACUCUCCAUUCAUUGACUCAUGGAAGGGAGGAGAAGCCUUUGCUAUACAUUUUACGGGAGAGGAGAGGAAGCCCAAACUGGUGCCCGGGGGUCCCUCUGCCAGAAAAAGAAAGGGUUUUUUAAGCAUUAGCAAACAUAUACACUACGUAAACAGUACAGCCCCGAACAGAGUACAUUUCAUUUGUGUCUGACAACUUACAAAUCUUGUGGAAAAAACAGUUAUAUAUUUAAAGUGAACAUGAGUUUUAGCAGUAGAUUUUCAGUAUGGCUGAAGCUUUAUAUUUGUGGGUAUAAUUUGCAAAAUUGACACCUGCAUUUUUUAUGGGUGCAAAGGGAGGCCAGAUUUGGGAAAUGUAGGCCUUAAUAUCUUCUCUCUCUAAAAAUUCAAGUAUAAGAACUUUGUGGGUCUUUCCUUCAAAAAAAGAAGCCACUUUUUAAAAAACACCUUCCUUUGUAAACUGUUCCCCAGAUUAUACUAGGAACACCUUAAAGUAAAGCACUGGGGUAAAAUGGAGUUACCAACCCAUUAUUUGUUUUACUCAGGUCUGUAACUGCCUGAAUAUUCAUAAAGCACUAACUACACUCCCUAUGUCCUAUUCCACCAUAUACUGAGCUCAGUGUAACGGCUUGGAAAGAGCCUCUUUGAAGUAGUCCCUUCUUUGGUAGUUCCAAAAUACUGAGCAGAGAGAUUAUAACAGAACUAUGUACCUGAAAAGGUUUACCAGUCUGAAGCCAGAUCCUCGCUAGUAUUAACUGGUGUAGCUUAGUUGAAGUCAAUGGAGUUACACCAAUAUAUACCAACCGCCAAUAUGGCCCCUGAUUUUACAGAAUAAGAGAUAUACUGUACAUGUUUACACAGGUUCAUUUGUAAAAUGCAAUUUAUUAUACAACUUUUGUGCAAAAGGCACUGUUCAUAACUUUUCCAGGAUGUAACAAUUCUUAUGUAUUGUUGGAUAUUGCAUUAUUGUUUAAACUGUGAAUAAAAUAUAUCAUAGAAGAGUUGUAAAAAUGAUAUGAUUUACAACAUUCCACGCCAACUUUUGGGGUGAGAUGCACUUACUCACGAAGUUAAAAUUGCAAGCAACUAAUGCAUGAAUGGAGUACAUCUUCUGAAUCACGCUUACGUGCAAAUCUGCACCAACAUUAAAAUCAGUUCCCGCAAUAAGAUCACACCCGCAUGGGUUUCAUGAAUCAAUGGGUACAGCUUAAAACAGAGGGUUUGGCUUGAACAAAAGUGGAUGUGUUUCUCCAAAGCAAAACCUUUGAGUAAGCUGCCUUUCAAACCCAACACAAAAGCUGUGCCAGCUACACCAAUAAUAUUAUUCCAGUUGGAGGCGGAAUAAAGCAGGUGCAGCCAGCUCUAUUUUCCCUUGGCACACAGACACCAGAAAGACAUCCAGGUAAAAGGUCAUAUCGUGAUUCUUGGGCCAGGUAUUUGGCUAGCACUCCCACAAGAACAGGAAUAUUAGGCAAACACUUGGUUCAAGAAGUAAGACACAGCAUAAGGCUGCAGGGAGACAAACCUUGACCCUCGCAAACAUUUGCCUGAACUGGAGGCUUCCAAUGUAUUUAACAAGUGAAGUUUAGCACAGCAAUAGCAAACAUAUGUGUUGGUCUAAGAUCCCAGUUUGGUGCAUGUGGAUUUGAAGUAUCCUAUUACUCUAAUACACCUAUGUUGACCAACACAGUGACAGGCAUUCAUCCUCAUCAGAACAGAGACUACUGGAUAGGAACUCAUGAAGGAUAUUAACAACAGUGUUAGCAGCAUGAUAGCGUAGGCAUUAAUUUGCAUGUAUUUUCUCCAGGGAGGUCUACAAUUACUAGUAUGAUAUGCAUGUUGGAGCAUACAAGCUGAAGUUUGGCCUUCUGUGAUUUACUGGGAUUGGAGAGCUGUACAGCCAGAGCAUAGGCCUGGAAACCAGAAACUUUUCACCUCUAAUCCCAGUAUUGACAUCAACUCCUUCUAUGGCUUCCAACCAGUCAGUCUCUUUGCCCGUUUCACAAUCUGUAACUGUGAAUAAUAGUUUCCUACUUUACAGGAAUAUUGUGAGUAUUAAUAUGUUAAAUGGGAAUGAUUUUCAUCUCAUGCUUUACCAAGGUAUAACUGACUUCAGUAGAAUUCUGAUUUACCCCUCAGUGUGUAACUAGGCUCAAAUGUUUGGAAAGUACUAAGUACUUUUAUUAGUGUU